AGCUUAUCUCGCGCUAGGCAUCGUUCCUGUAAAUUACGUGGCCGUCCGGUAAGGCAGCGAGCACGCCACAACCGAAGUAGCAGAAGAGCGGCUCGUUCAUGCAAGCUUUGAAGACAGCAGCAGAUUCUUUGGUGGCGUGGUUUGCGUAGCAGUGAAGCGGCGUUGUCUGUUGUACCUGAGUUUUUCUUACCGCUCCUGUUGUACUCAUUUUAUAGUGAAGGAUUCUGUGCAACAUUUGGGAGGCAUGGCAGACCAGAGUGGUCCAUUCCAGUGUGACCACGCUGGUUGUAUCUCCACCUUCAAGGAUAUCCGAGAGAAAACUCGGCACAAUAGACGGGGACUGCACAAAUAUCCACGGGCAGAACCUAGUUUUGUUCGUUCUGAUGACCUGGGGCAGAUACAACAGGAGUACGCGGAUUCUUUGAGGGAAGUUGGACAAGCAUUGGAGUCCGGUAGCAGAAAGAGGAGAUCAGCAGCUAGGGAGGACCGCAUGAACAGGCCACUUCCACAUCCAGAAGCAGCACAACUUAACGAGGACACUACAGGGUAUGACUUCUCACCGAGAGCGGACACGUCUCUCGCUGACCUUGACAGCAGGCUUUACAGGUUUUGCAAGACAGCUACUGGUGGAGCAGGCCUCUCUCGUGCAGACAUCAAGGAGUUGUUGAGCAUUGUGAUUCAGGCGAUAGAGGCACCUGGCCGUGUUAGUCUGAGAAGUAUGGCUGACUUUGACAGGUUCGAGGAGGAAAGGACUUCGGAAGCAGACUUAGAGAAGUUUAUAGUGAAGAACUUGCGUAAGGGUGGGGAUUUGAAGGAUGUCAACCUCUACUACCGUUCAAGUAUGUCCUGCGUUAGGGGGCUGUACCAGAAUCCGGCAAAUAGGGAGGGCUUUGUCGCCAAGCCUGUUGAAUUACCUGAAGGUGCUAAGAUAAUCUACAAGGGGCCGGAGACAGGAUCUUGGUGGCGAGAGCUCCAGAGAAAGUUGCCAGUGGGCGGAUCUGUGGCAGCAGUGAUCAUGUACUCAGAUGAGACGACCCUCACCACUGAUGGUGGCGUUUGUGGCUGGCCCGUUUACAUAUCCUUGGGUAACAUCUCCUCUGGAAACCGGUGGCGAUCGCACGGCCAUCGGUUGUGUGCUUUGUUGCCUGAAAUCGACAAGCAGACUUUUGCAAAAGGAGAGGAGUCAAGGAGACGGCAUGAGGUCUUCCAAGAGUCCUUGAGUCUGAUCCUUGAAGAGCAAAAGAAGGUUUUGAAAGCAGGGGGUGAAUACAUGAUCGACCCCUGGGGCAUCAAGCGGUGGGUGCAUCCGGCCACAUAUGCGUAUGUGGGUGACUACCCUGAACAGUGCAAGGUGGCCGGAACAAAGUCGGGCGUCAGCACUGCGUUCCCCUGCCCUAAGUGCACAGUCCCCAACACAGAGCUCAGCAACAUGCUGCACCCGAUACGAUAUAGGACGGAAGUUGAACAGUUAGGUUUCGUGCAGGAGAUUCUAGGGACUCAGGGUAAGACCGCUCGCAGCGAUGUUGAGGUCAAGCACAGCACACACGGUGUUCAUUGUGCAUUAUGGGGUUUCGAGCACAACGGCGAGCCAUUCGGUAACCCAUAUCGAUCUCUCAUGGUUGACCUCAUGCACAUGAGCAGUCUAGGUGUAUACAAGCACAUCCUAGGCUGCCUAAAGCAGAGGUUGUCGAAUGAGGUGCUGGCAAAGCUAGACUCGGAUCUAGCAAACGUCACGGCGUUUAGUCGACAAUCAUUCUUCAGAUUACCGGCACACACCGAUGGCUACUUCAGUGGCAACACAACUUUCCACGCAUUUCAACAUCAAGCAGUUAUGCAGGUUCUACCCGUUCUUCUGAUGCGACAAAAUGUUAGUCUCGAGAUAGUCAACACAGUUGAGUUGUUCUGCACAUGGCACGCUAUGGCAUGGCAUCGGACAUACCACACUGAGAACACUUUACGUGACCUUGAGAAGAUAACGCAGAAGCUCGUCCCCCUAUUGGUCGAGAACUUCAAGGACGAGCAAAGUUCCGAGUUCAAUAUACCGAAGAUCCAUGCAAUGCUGCAUGUCGCCGACGACAUCCGCCGCGGGGGUAUACCCGUUCAUUAUUGCUCCGAUUUGUACGAGCACAUCCACAUUGCCCUGGUCAAGCGGCCGUACAGGGCGUCCAACAAGCGCAACGCGGAGGCAUCUAUCACUCGGCGUUGCUUAAUCACUGAGCUCAUCGACUCGAUGACCGCAACUGAGGAUGGAGUGGAGGACAAGGAGGCACGAACGGUUGCUAUGAAACAGGCGCUGGAGAGUGGAUCACCAGCGGUUACGGGCCGUUACAUGAAACUCGACUACACCGAGCGCCGAAACACCACAUGGAAGGCGUAUGCCGAGGCAUGCCCGGGGGAAUUUAGAUGCCUCGCCGACAGCAUACAGGCAUAUCAGCAACAGCAGCAGCAUCCACAUGGCGCGCGCGUGAAAUGGGAGACGGUCCUGGACCUGCACAAGGGUGUUGCACUUCCACCUGAUGACGAUUUCACACGCUACAGCAAAUACCCAGCGUACGCGCGUGCAGCACCCACGUUCCACGGGAGGCCAUGGUUUUCGGAUGUGACUAUUGAUGGUGUAGACGACAACGGUGAUAGUACAGUAUGGCCAGCGAAGCUGCUUCUUAUAUUUACGCUGCAUCGCACAGUUACCACAACACGACGUGACAGGAACACUGGCGCGGAUGUGUCACGCGAACAACAUUACGCCGACCAAGUGGCAUUCGUUCGCUACUACCGGCAGUUCCCUGGAAGCCGGAAAACAGCUUUAACCCCUAUGCAGUGGUGGCCAGGAGGGAGGGGAUAUGGAAUUGUGAGUGUAGAGAGCUUGCUACGUGUCAUUCACGUAGUCCCAUACGAGAGCAGGGUUCCCAUCGCGACAGAACGCUUCUUCUGGAACGAGUUUAAAUGGUGAUGCAGGUCCCUUUAGAGGAAACCCAAGAAGCCUAAAACCGAUACCAAGACUUUACCGGCGACCAAGACGACCCAUUGGCUGCGGCAGUUCCCACUGCCCGUCGUGGCCUCAAGCGCGGGGCACAAUCUCUUGCCGCGUCUCGCAGCACCCCGGGAAGGACCAACGGAACCGCAUCCGCACCAGACGUUGCUACCACCGAAGCUGGCUCCGUUGCACCGGAGCAAAACAAAACCACCCUAAAUACUGCUACUGUCGUCGCCGAACCCAAUCCCAAUCAGGUGCCGCCAGGACCCACGUCAACAUUCGACGCCGCGGCGGAACAGACCAACUUCGACGACCUUUUCACGAGGUCGCUGCAGUCGCCCGUGCAUGCAUCUUACCCAGGAGGCGCUGGUGCCACGGUUUUCGGCCGGGUUAUGACCAACACUGUUGGUUCAGACCCAUCUGAUGAUGCUGUUGUGUUUCACGAGGCGUCUCGUGGAGCCCCAAUCGACGAUGAACUGCGCAUGCGGUGUGCCGUUCAGGAGGAGGAAGGGAAAGAGCUGAAGAAAGCUUGCGCAACCAAGGACGGCCACAUCGCAAGGGCACUUGACAUCGCGAGUACCCUGGCUGACCACGUCCUUAUGGACAGGUUUGCCCGCAUCGAUUUUGUGAGGGUCAUGUCUGAUAGCAUCGGGGAUCUCCUGUUUGAUGGCAACCUCCUCAACCUCUCUCCGAGGCGAAGCGUUUUCGUCGAGAGGCUUGUUGCCAAUGCAGGUUUCACGCUUGGCACCGAGGAUGCAGUCAAGCUCAUCGCUCUCAUGAAGGACCGCGACAUCAUCACUGCCACGGAGCGCCGAUUCAACAACCGCAUUGGCAAGAUCUACAGUGGCUGCAGGCAAGCACUGCGCAAGGCUCCGAUGAGGCUGCUGGUUGCUAAGCGUGGUCCCGAAGGGACACUUAAGUGGAGGGAGCCGUUCGAUUUCAUAAUCCGCUGCAGCAACUAUGUGAACGCGAACUCGACCAAGUUUAAGGGCAUUGAGUGGCACGUCACUUUGGGUGAACCCCUCUCGAGUGUUGCCUUUGUCGGCUGCGCGAAGUUCUUCAUCGAGCACUAUGACCCUAGUCGUCCCAUGGGUCUCUACCCUAUGCAGCUCCUUCUGAUACUUGCAGUGGUUCGUUUCAGGCUGCGUCACCCGGGUGCCGGCAAGCUCCAGCUGGAGCGGUCUGGCGACUCUCAGGCAAUGGCCAGGCAGGCCCGUGUUCUCCAGCGCUGGAUCAAUAGCCAUGGGGUGAGGACGGGAAACUACAUCGGGAUUGGCCGUGUGUGCCUUGUUGGUUGGAACGACAUCCCGCAAGAGGAGCUGGAUGUUGACGUGCUUGGGGAUGAGGAUGAGUUGGAUGAGGAUGUUGAUGAGGUGGUUACUGAUGAUGAGGAUGAUGAGCAGGAUGCUUAGGGAGUGGUCAUCUUGGUGGGAGAGGUUAUUGAGGGCAUGUAUCUUGACCCUAGUUGAGUGUGCUUCUAUGCGUUUUAGCAUGCAUGUUAGCUGGCAUGAUUUGCCUAACGUAGUUUUUGCAGUUUUUUUGGUUUGGUGAUCGCGUUUGUAUCACGCUAACAUUUUUAAUAUG
Molecule: messenger RNA, 4558 nt
Organism: Closterium sp. NIES-67
Lineage: Eukaryota; Viridiplantae; Streptophyta; Zygnematophyceae; Desmidiales; Closteriaceae
Source: the annotation of a GenBank genome assembly